Vicia faba (fava bean) is the source of this 315-nucleotide messenger RNA. The record is from the annotation of a GenBank genome assembly. NCBI's taxonomy places the organism in Eukaryota, Viridiplantae, Streptophyta, Magnoliopsida, Fabales, Fabaceae.
AUGAACCAGUUUCAGGAAUUAGAGAAAACUAUUGCCUUGAGAUUUGAGUUACAAAUCUUAAAGGAGUCCAAUAAAAGACUCGAAGAUCAAAUGCAAAAUGAAAUAUCCUUAAAUCGAGAUCAUGACACUCAGCUCACAGAAACCGAAUUAAACGAGGCUUAUCACAAGAUUUUGGAAUUAGAGGCGGAACUAGAAAGCAAGAAUCACUAUUCUGAAGAAUUAGACACAAAAUUCGUUGAACUUCAGCUUUACCUUGAAAGGAUGAAAAUGACACACUCGAAUGAUUACGUUAAUCAGAAAAACGAACCUCUGUGA